Messenger RNA from Labrus bergylta (ballan wrasse), 4457 nucleotides. It is a transcript of the gene aff3, whose product is annotated as AF4/FMR2 family, member 3. The record is from RefSeq and is a predicted model, not a curated record. Gene Ontology annotation, cellular component: super elongation complex; nucleus. Lineage: Eukaryota; Metazoa; Chordata; Actinopteri; Labriformes; Labridae. Gene Ontology annotation, biological process: regulation of gene expression.
ACACACACACACACACUCUCUCUCUCUCUCACAGACACUCACACUGACUUUCCGGGCAGCUGCAUAUCGGUGGUACCACGAGUGAAGAGGAGCCACCGGGGCUGCAGGAGGCAACAAACAGGGACAGCAUCCACCGUCUUCACUGGAAUGGACGCCGGAGGAGAGCACUGACUAUCUCGGAACCAUGCCAACUGUCCUCGUUGGCAAAGGGAAACUUUCCAUUGUCUGUUUUCUACUCAAAUGCGCGUAUUCUCAGGUAACAAGAAGCCAACACAACAGCUGUGCCAAACAAAUUCUAGAGGACAUGACUCAGUCCUGGCCGCCCCAGCAGGCCCAAAGAAUCCUCUACAACCCUAAGGAAGCAAAACUACCAACGACACAACAAAGGCAAAGUAGGGGGGAUGUUCAGCUGCAAAUGACCCGUCACCCUCAUGUUGCACCUCACAAAUCGAUGCUUGCUGAUGACCUGAAGCUGAGCAGUGAUGAUGAGGACACUCACAGGGCAACUCAUGAGUCAGCUUCCUGGGAUGGACACAGUCUGUCAGCACAGCGAGCGCACACACAUGGCAGGCGGGUGAGACAUUCCAGCUCGGACUCAUCAGGCUCAGAGUCUAGCGCCGAGUCAGCCAGCAGCAGUCUUCACUCCUGGAGCCCCGGCCGAAGCCCAGAAGUUCAACCGGGUCCCGCGUCGCCGGAAAGCGAUUGCAAGAAGAAGACUGAUCACCCGCCUGCUGCCCAGUGGCAGUUGGAUAAAUGGCUCAAGUCCCGUAAAAAAUCUGCCAGCAGUGAACAGGAUCCCUCCCAGAGCAUUCCAGGACGCCUUCCCUCCCCCUGCACCCAAAGAGCCCCAUCUCCAGCCAGAUCUUGGGAAAGCAAUCGGGACUACAGCCCAAGCCAAAGCCCUAUUCCCAGCCCCCAGUUCAAUUACAGCAACAACAACAGCCCCCUACCGAGUCCUGGCUACAGCUUCUGCCCUAGCCCUAGCCCAUUCCCAAGCACCUGUCCAAGUCCUAGCCCGAGCCCGAGGAACAGCCCGAUCAUUUCUCCGGUUCCAAGUGUUUGCCCCAGUCCAUGUGGAAGCCAGAGAGCCAGCCGCAGUCCUAGCCCUAUACAACGAGACCCCCCACGAAGCCCAAGUCCAAGUCUACCAGCUCCUUCCAAGGUCCGUCACUACCCUGAAGUUCAGAGUCAGAUCCAAACACAAUCAAGCCUAACAACCAAUUCAUACAACACAAAAAAUAGGUCAUGGGUUGCCCCAUUGACUAGCACCAACAAAGCCAAACCCUCAAAAAGUACUUAUCUUCAGCAAACUCAACAACACACAGCCAAUUCCAGAACCACACAGCAACAAGACCAGCACAAAAGCAAAUCAAAGGAUUCUGCAGCGUCUGACUCUAACCACAAAUCUAAACCCAAGCCUAACGUAAAUCCAAGUUCAAGACAGACCUCAGAGCAUCCAAAAGCCAAAAAAACAUCUAAUUUGGAGCAACUCCAGAGAAGUCGAUCCAACCACAAGUCUAGACCUUCAAUCCAAUCUAACACACAACAAAGUCCCACAAGAGCAAAGCACUUAGUUCCCACUAGUCGUGUAAUCAGCUCUGGUCAUAGCACUCACUCCCAAUCUACCUCUAAAGCUGCUACUAAUGCCAUCCCUAGGUUCAACUCUAUAUCAAACCCCAGCCUAAAUCCUAGGUCAAAGUCUUUGGAGGCUACUGUCCAAACUUUUGUGCAUGACAACCACACAAAAUAUCCACAGAAGAAACCCCAGUCCAAAGAGAAGGAGGUAGAACACAGAGGAAAUCAUCCAACACAAACAGAGGGGAGAAAACAAGAGAAAAAAGAGGACAGACAACGAGAAAAACAACAAGGGAAACAGGAGAGAAAGGAAGACAAGAGGCUGGCGGAGGAGCAGCUACUGAGACGACCCUGGAUCCAGAGUUCUGCUGAAGAAGAGGAGGAGGAAGAGGAGGAGGAGGUAGUGAUACGGAGGCAGAAGAAGACAGAGGAGACAGCGAGAGGGGAAAACAGGAGGAGGAGGGAGCAGCAAAAUAGAUGGCAGACGCCCCUUGUCAAACAGAGACUACCUUUAAGCACAGAACAACACGACCUCCGGGACAACUCACACAACCAGGGGAGGACCAAAAAGGGAGGGAGAAGUGAAGAGCAGAGAAAAGUACAAGAAGAGCCGUCAACACCUCCAACAUGUUCCCCAACUCCUCAUAGAUCAUCCUCCUCGUCCUCUAACUCCUCCUCUUCAAGUUCAGAUUCAGAAUCUGAAUCUCAGGUUCCUAUCACCAAAGUACCAGCUGACUCUACCUCUCAUAAGAGACCGUCCAAGUCGGGGCACCAAGGCCCAGGCAGACCGGACAACAACAGGCCAAAGGAGGUGCAUCCAAGGGGACCCAUAUCAGGGAACCAAAGUGAGGGGAAUCAAAAACUCUACACCCUUGUCCCGUUUGGACGAGGUGACAAGACCACCUCCCAGCGAGGACUUAGAAAUCUGGUGGUGCAGAUAGACCUCUCUCUUCUCAAAAGGGUACCUGACAGCACAACUAGCUCGCCUGUUAGAAAAUCAUCAUCUUCCUCUACUGCUUCAUCAUCCAAGGACAAGCAGAAAGAGGCUAUGAAACACCUUUAUGUCCCUGAGACUGGGACAAAAGACAGCAAAAGGAAACGUAAGUUGGAGAAUGGUGUUCCAUGCAGAGAUAGCAAGAGAAGUAUUCCUUAUGCAAAUGACCACACGGAGUCUUCAUCUCACACAGCUGAGAAAGAGUUUGUGACUGAGACCACACACAAUGGGUAUUUGGAGGAGUACUUGGACAGCAAGAGGCCUCUGUCUCCGCUGUCUCCACUCUCCGACAGCCCAGAGUCUGCCAAGCCUACCUCUAAAACAAAGACAUCAGAACAGCAUCACACCUCCAAGAACCGAGACAAGAAUCGAGAUUCUGCUGUCAAGCCCAAACUGGAGACAGAAUUUGUAAAAGUGUCAAGGCAGCCCCAACCGCCAUCUGAGUCCUGGGUCACUGCAGGACGCAGAGGGGCCUUACCAAACCAUGAAACCCCACACCAUGCUGAGUACUACUUACAUGAAGCUAAAAGGAUGAAGCACCGUGCAGACGCGAUGGUGGACAAGCUGGGGAAGGCUGUGAAUUACAUUGAGGCUGCUCUUUCCUUUAUGGAAUGUGGAAAGGCGAUGGAGGAAGGGCCACUUGAGGCAAAGUCUCCUUAUACCAUGUACUCUGAGACUGUUGAGCUUAUUAGGUACGCAAUGAGGCUGAAGAGUCACUCUGGCCCUGGGGCAAGACAGGAAGACAAACAGCUGGCGGUUCUGUGUUUCCGAUGCCUUGCCCUCCUUUACUGGCAAAUGUUUCGUUUAAAGAAGGACCAUGCACUGAAAUACUCCAAAGUCCUGCUGGACUACUUUAAGAGUUCCCCCAAACUGCCUUCAUCACCACCAAAUUGGAUUGACUCUGGGAAGGGCACAGGAGGGCCCCCACUCUCCCCCAAUGCAAAACAACUCGGACGGGGUUCACACGGGGGAAGCAACUUCCCCUCUCAUAUAAGCAUUCCCCAGCGUAUCCACCAGAUGGCAGCAAAUCAUCUGAACAUUACCAACUGUGUCUUGUACAGCUAUGAGUACUGGGAAGUGGCAGACAACCUUGCAAAGGAGAAUAAGGAAUUCUUCAACUACUUGAACACAUUGUCUGGGCCAUUGACUCUUCACAGUAGCAUUGCUCAUGCAGUCCAAUACACAAGACAGGCUCUUCAGUGGAUCCGCAUCAGUGCCAAACUGAACUAACAAGGACAGGAUUUAAUCUAACUUGCCCACUGGAUCUACAGGCCUUAUUUGGAAAAGAUAAAACUCUGGAUCUCUGUGCAGCUGACAGGCUGGUCCUGAUACCAACUGGGCUGCCUAUGUGAAAUGGACUUGGAUAAAAAGGAGCUCAAGUCAUCUUAGGUUGGGUGCUCACCAUCCACAUGCACCUUCUUCCUUAUCAUAGGGUUAAUCUGUUGCGUGUGCUUUGGAUUCAAUUUAAUUUGCCAAACGUCCAAUAGUGACAAAAAACAAGACUUAUGUACCUUUGCGCAAUUUCAUGUGUGAAGGACUUUUAUACUUUAGGAUUAUUUUUUACCAGCAGACUGUUUCUCUUGGUCCACCGCUGGAGAGGACACAUCCAUCAUACCAAAAUCUCCUUAUAGGACAUUUUUCUGCAUUAUUUUCAGAAUAUGAUGACUCUUUUAUUUUCUAAAUAUUUCAUAAUUUCCAUUUAUGUGUUUUUUACUGUGCAAUAUUUGUUGGAUUAUUGUUUUUUUUUUUUAAAGAAAAAAAUAAUAACGUUGGUGAGUGUAGUCGCCAACAUUCAAGGCCUCUGUUUUUGCUAAAUCUAUUUUUGUCCCUGUUUGAGUGUGGGAUUCUUAAAUUGAGUAAAUAAUGAAGUUGAAGAUGUUCCUCAUGA